AUGGAGGUCUUAAGAAUAAUGCCACCAGGAGAAGAUGCAGAAAAAGAUCUAAAAAGGGUGGUUGGUGAUUUAUUAACAAAUUUAAUGCCCAAACGUAAAUGGCGUCUACUUAAAGAUGAAUUCCCCUUCACUAACCCUUCUAUACAGGCUGAGGUGAUGGAUGACGAUGGUCGUUAUUUGGAGGUUUUAGGUGGUGGUGUGUUACUCCCCUCUAUAGUAUCAUCAGCAAUGCCCCCACCCCCCGCAGCAGCAGGAGGAGCAGCAGCAGGAGCAGCAGGAGCAACAGCAGCAGCAAACCCUCCAUCUGUUUGGGCAUUAGGGAAGCAUGAGGAAGGGCUGCUGACUUUAUUAAGGGGAGGAGGGGGCCCUCUUCCUGCUGCAGAGAUAAAUAUAACAGAUAAAUUUUAUAAUAAUCGUCUUAAUAAAUAUUCAAUUACUCUUCGCUUCUUAUUUAAACCUCCACCUUCUGUAUCGGACCCUGCAGUGUUUUCUAAUCUAACCCAACAACAAAUGCAGUUUUUAUCAACUGCUGUUUGCGAGACCUUCCCUACAGAAGUUACCUGGGUAGUCUGGGAGGAGGAGGCCAUACUUCUCCUUCAACCAACUGCAUACACCCAAGCGGAACAACAUUAG
Eimeria maxima is the source of this 633-nucleotide messenger RNA. RefSeq lists its product as hypothetical. The transcript has 6 exons. Gene Ontology annotation, molecular function: aminoacyl-tRNA ligase activity; tRNA binding; ATP binding. NCBI's taxonomy places the organism in Eukaryota, Apicomplexa, Conoidasida, Eucoccidiorida, Eimeriidae. The coding region runs from base 1 to 633 and encodes 210 amino acids. Gene Ontology annotation, biological process: tRNA aminoacylation. The record is from RefSeq and is a predicted model, not a curated record.